Striga hermonthica is the source of this 1001-nucleotide messenger RNA. The record is from the annotation of a GenBank genome assembly. NCBI's taxonomy places the organism in Eukaryota, Viridiplantae, Streptophyta, Magnoliopsida, Lamiales, Orobanchaceae.
CUCGGUUGGCUCUGCCAAGGAGCUUUGGGCUGCCUUGGAGAAGAAAUACAAAACUGAGGAUGCAGGGGUGAAGAAAUUCGUCGUCGGCAAAUUUUUGGAAUUCAAGAUGGUCGACACUAAGACCGUCGUGUCUCAAGUGCAAGAUUUCCAUCUCAUCUUGCACGACAUUCAUGCUGAAGGAAUGUCUCUGAGCGAGUCAUUCCAAGUUGCGGCUGUGAUCGAGAAACUGCCGCCGGGUUGGAAAGACUUCAAGAACUACCUCAAGCACAAGAGGAAGGAGAUGAGUCUUGAAGAUCUGGUUGUUCGUCUUUGGAUUAAAGAGGACAAUCGAAAGUCUUCGGGGAAGGCCCCGAUGAUGAAAGCUCGUGCCAACUUGCUGGAGCAAGGCAACUCGAGAAAAAGAAAGCCCCUUAGCAAAGGGAAGCAGCAACCUGCCAAAUUGUGGAAAUUUAUCGGCAAUUGCCACAACUGUGGAAAGUCGAACCAUAUGGCUAAGGGCUGCAAGAAGCUUAAAAAGGCUGGACUGAAGAAAGCACAGCAUAGUGCCCUCGUUGCUGAACACGGCCCCAUUAACAUAAUCCGAAGUGAUAGGGGUGGGGAGUAUGUAGCUCCUUUUGAACAAAUAUGUUCUGAAUAUGGCAUAAUUCAUCAAACGACGACCCCCUAUUCUCCACAGUCGAACGGUGUUGCUGAAUGCAAGAACCGGACUUUAAAAGAAAUGAUGAAUGCCAUGUUGAUAAAUUCAGGAUUACCCCAAAAUAUGUGGGGGGAAGCUGUUUUAACAGCAAAUCAUAUUCUGAAUAAAAUACCACCUAAAGGAAAAAAUGAGACUCCUUACGAAAUAUUAGUGGUCAAAGGCUUUAAACAAAAAGAAGGAUAUGACUUCUUUGAUACCUAUUCACCUGUUACGCGAAUAGCGUCAAUUAGAGUGCUUCUCUCGAUUGCUGCUUUGCACAAUCUUGAGAUUCAUCAAAUGGAUGUCAAAACGACAUUCUUGAAUG